Molecule: messenger RNA, 1856 nt
Organism: Vespa crabro (European hornet)
Lineage: Eukaryota; Metazoa; Arthropoda; Insecta; Hymenoptera; Vespidae
Gene: Snx1
Product: sorting nexin-2
Exons: 7
Coding region: 127-1662 (511 amino acids)
Biological process (GO): early endosome to Golgi transport
Cellular component (GO): endosome membrane; endosome
Molecular function (GO): phosphatidylinositol binding
Source: RefSeq, a predicted model, not a curated record
UACGCUAAAAGUACCGCUCUCUGGAAGUUGAUAACGGUAGGUUCUAGUUUAUUUGACGUCGGUAGUAAUCAUUCGAGGGGCCGAUCCCUAUACAUCUUGACAUCGUAGAUUGACAGAACCGCUAAGAUGGCUGAUAUUAAAGACACUCCGCCUUUAUUUGAUACUAAUGAAACAAAAAGCGAUGAUUUGGAGGAUGAUGACGACGAUGUUUUUGCCUCUGCAGUACAGGAUCAAAGUCAAUUGGAAGAUUCACCCCCUUACAAUGGUGUAUCUACGCUACAAGCAGAGUUACCAAAAUUAACCUUAAGAGACGCAAUGGAAGAAAAUUCAUUUUCUUCUGUAUCAAGUCCACCACCUGGUCCACUAAGUCCUCCAUUAGGUCCUAUGAGCAGUGAUAUUGGAGAUUUGCAUGAUGUUCCGAUAAAUGACAAUGCAGAUAUAUUAUCAACAAAUGUUAUUAAAUCUCAAUCAUUCGAAGAGGUAUCAGCUGAUUCAACUGAUGUUUUUCUCAAAAUCACAGUCACUUCGCCUCAAAAGAUAGGCGAUGGUAUGGGUGCUUAUAUGGCCUAUAAAGUCGAAACUAAAACCAACAUGCCAAUAUUUAGAAAACGCAAUUUUAGUGUAACUAGAAGAUUUAGCGAUUUUCUUGGUCUUCAUGAUAAAUUAACUGAUAAAUAUCUUAGAAAUGGUAGAAUUAUUCCACCAGCACCAGAGAAAAGUGUUAUUGGUACAACAAAAAUAAAAAUGUCUGGUGACAAAAAUCAAGAACAAAACUCAAGUUCUACAGAGUUCAUUGAACGUCGUAGAGCUGCUCUUGAAAGAUAUUUAAACAGAACUGCUGCACAUCCAGUUUUGAGCGUAGAUCCUGAUUUUAGAGAAUUUUUAGAAGCUGACAUGGAAUUACCUAAAGCAACGAAUACAUCUGCUUUGAGUGGUGCUGGAGUAAUGAGACUCUUUAAUAAAGUUGGAGAAACUGUUAAUAAAAUAACGUAUAAAAUGGAUGAAAGUGAUACGUGGUUUGAAGAAAAAACUUCACAAAUUGAAUCUCUUGAUAAUCAAUUACGUGCUUUACACUCUGCUGUUGAUACCUUAACUAAUCAAAGGAGGGAACUUGCAAAUUGUACAGGGGCAACUGCAAGAUCAAUUGCAGUUCUUGGUCAUGGAGAGCCAGGAGCUUCUCUUGGUAGAGCAUUAGCACAAUUAGCUGAAACAUUGGAGAAAGUGGAAGUAAUUAGAAAAGCACAAAGCAAUAGUGAUCUUUAUCAAUUUGGAGAAAUGUUAAGAGAUUAUGUUGCACUUAUUGGUGCUAUUAAGGAUGUUUUUCACGAACGUGUUAAAGUUUUUCAAAAUUGGCAGCAUGCUCAAAUGAUGUUAAACAAAAAACGGGAACAAAAGGCUAGAUUAGAACAAUCUGGUAGAACUGAUAAAACAAGUCAAGCUACUACUGAAGUUGUCGAAUGGGAAGCUAAAGUAGAAAGAGGUCAGGAAGAAUUUGAUAAUAUUUCAAAGAUGAUAAAAAAAGAGGUUGAACGUUUCGAAUUGGUCAGAGUGGAAGAUUUUAAGAAACAAUUAAUUGAAUAUCUUGAAGCAAUGUUGCAACAUCAAAACCAACUGAUCAAAUAUUGGGAGAGUUUUCUACCUGAGGCACGAGCAGUCGCAUGAACAUUCCUCAAUUAACAAUAUAUAAUACUUUUUUUAUUAUGUAUAGAUAUAUGAAAACUUUAUGAUGAAUAAGAUUUGUUUGCCUUACCUAUACUGUUUGCAUUUGUAUAUAAAAAAAAAGAAAAGAUAAAGAAAAACAAAUUAUCGACUGAUUAGAAAAACACUUUACCGUGAACUAGUUAAAAAUCGAUAUA